ACAUUCUUACCGGUUCGUAGAUGAGACAUCUUGCUGCUUAUUUGAUGCUGAUGAUUGGCGGAAACGAGAAGCCCGCUGCUGAAGACAUUAAGUCUGUUCUGGAGGCUGUUGGCGCUGAGGCUGAGGACGAAAAGAUUGAGAAGCUCCUUGCCGACCUUGAGGGAAAGAACGUGGAGGAGUUGAUCAAGGCUGGACUCGACAAGCUCGUUUCGAUUCCUACUGGAGGUGCCGCUGCUCCCGCUGCCGGAGCCGCUGCUGCUGGUGCCGCUGCUGAGGAGAAGAAGGAAGAGGCCAAGGAAGAGGAAGAGGAGGAAGAGGAAGACAUCGAUAUGAGCGGAGGCGGUCUGUUCGGUGAUGACGACGACGACUGGUAAUUCGCAUGACAAGAGCUGUUUUCAUCGUUAUCAAUCA
Blastocystis hominis is the source of this 411-nucleotide messenger RNA. RefSeq lists its product as hypothetical. Gene Ontology annotation, molecular function: structural constituent of ribosome. Bases 51 to 374 code for a protein of 107 amino acids. The record is from RefSeq and is a predicted model, not a curated record. Lineage: Eukaryota; Bigyra; Opalinata; Blastocystidae. Gene Ontology annotation, cellular component: ribosome; cytosolic large ribosomal subunit. The transcript is spliced from 2 exons. Gene Ontology annotation, biological process: cytoplasmic translational elongation.